Brassica napus (rape) is the source of this 2425-nucleotide messenger RNA. RefSeq lists its product as uncharacterized. The record is from RefSeq and is a predicted model, not a curated record. The transcript is spliced from 3 exons. Bases 434 to 1111 code for a protein of 225 amino acids. NCBI's taxonomy places the organism in Eukaryota, Viridiplantae, Streptophyta, Magnoliopsida, Brassicales, Brassicaceae.
GCCGUCAAACUGUAACGAUUCUCAAUCCUCCACUUUGAUUCUCUCUCGUGGCCAAGCUUGUUGGGUUUCUCAGUACUCCACUUCGAUUCUCUCUCGCGGCCAAGGAGCUUCGUGCCGCGGCCAAGCUUGUCGGUUUUGCUCUUAUGUUUGUGCUAGUGUUGAGUUUCUGUGAAUGAAUACAUAAUGCAUUGUUUUUGAUGUUUAUUGUUCCUCCUUCUUGUAUCCUUUCCGGGUUUUCGGAGGAAUCACUCUUAAACAAGGAUGUCAAAGUUGACUAAUGACGUAAGUCUUUUUUUGUUAAUUAUUCUUUGGCUGAAUUUGUGCUGCUUGGUUUGGUUGGUUUUUGAUUUCAGGGCUGAAUUUGUCCUGCUUGGUUUGGUUGGUCUUAUGAUUUCAUGGCUGAUUUAUUAAAUUAGAACUGGACCGAUGAGGAAUGUCGUUUCUUUUUUCAACUGUACUUGGAAGAGAAAAAAAGGGAAACAAAACAAGGAAUGGAUUGAAUACAACUGCAAAAGAGUUCAUUGUGAAGACAUUUGAAGAGAAAUAUGGAGAGAAGCAUAUAUGGGACAGAUUUAAGAACAAGUAUGAUACUUGUAGAAGGAUUUACGUAAGCGUUAAGAAGCUGAUUCAUAACAGAACUGGAAUGGGCUAUGAUGAUAUGGGAAGAAUAAACAUGUCUGAUGAUUGGUGGCAAGAACGCAUAAAGGAAUGGCCUGGAGCUAGAAAAUACAAAAAUAAGCAUGUUCCUAAUAUUGAUCUUUUUGAGGAGAAGUUUGGUGCCAUUACUGUCACUGGGGCAGAAGGGUGGAGUGCUCAGCAAGAAGAGUCUAGCUUAGAUUCCAGAGUGAGUGGAAACAAUGAUGAGGAAGACGACUGUACAGAUAUGCCACCACCAGUUGGGGAUACACAAAACAAAAAUGGAGGUUCAAGAUCAAAAAGGAAGAGGAAGGAAGUUGAUCCGAGUACAGAAAAUGCUGCAAGAUGUAAUGUGAUUCUUGAUGAGAAGAAUCAACUGAUGGGGAAAAUGAUAUUACUGAUGGAGCGUGAAAACUUACGUAGCGGAGAGCGUGGUGUGGAGAUCCUCAAUGAUUUGCCUGGAGUAAAAAAAUGAUGAUUAGAUGGAUGUGGUUGAAUGAUGAUGAUUUGCCAAAUACUCAAAGAGUGAUUCAAAGGACUGAUAGAGGUGCAGGAUGGCGUCAUGUUCAACAACUGAUGCAUGGAUCAGAUCAGCAAUGUUAUGAUAUUCUGCGAAUGAAUCAAAGGACAUUUGAAGAUUUAUGUAGGAUGCUCUCUACAAGGUAUGGAUUACGAGAGACUGAUAAUCUCUACUUAGAGGAAAGUGUUGCAAUGUUUCUUGAAGCGGUUGGUCAAGAUAAAACUAAGCGGGUUCUUGCAGACAGAUAUCAAAGGUCACUAGAUACAAUACACAGAAAACUUGAUGAAGUUUUGAGUGUUCUUCUCAAGUUUGCAGCUGAUACGCUAGCCAGAAGAAGGAGAAUUCGCAAGGGUAAACCCUAUCUUGAGGAAUGAUGACCGUUAUUAUCCAUAUUUUAAAGACUGCAUUGGAGCACUUGAUGGAACUCACAUCUCAAUUCGUCCUCCAAGUCACAAUGCAGAAGCAUACAGAGGUAGAAAGCAAGAACCAACAAUGAAUGUCCUUGCUAUAUGCAACUUCAAUAUGAAGUUCAUAUAUGCAUAUGUUGGUGUACCAGGUCGAGCACAUGAUACCAAAGUGUUGACUUACUGCGCAAAAGAAGAGGCUAAUUUUCCACAUCCUCCUAAUGGAAAAUAUUAUUUGGUUGAUUCUGGAUAUCCCACCAGGACAGGUUAUCUUGGUCUGCAUCGUCAAGUUUGAUAUCAUCUUGAUCACUUUAACAGAGGAGGACCGCCAACAAACACUAGAGAAUUGUUUAAUCGGAAGCAUUCUGGUUUAAGAACAGUGAUUGAACGGACCUUUGGAGUAUGGAAAGCAAAGUGGAGAAUACUAGAUCGAAAACAUCCAAAGUAUGGUUUGACUAAGUGGAUGAAGCUUGUUGUUACAACCAUGUCACUACAUAAUUUCAUACGUGAUUCACAUCGAGAGGAUUUUGAUUUUGUUCAUUGGGAGAGAAUACAAGAAUAUCAUGCUCAUGGUGAUAAUGUUGACGGUGAUACUUCUCAUGGUAAUGGUGAUGAUGAUGAAGAUGAAUCACCUGAUGAUAGUAGUGAUGAUAGUAGUGAUGAUCAUGCUCAUGGUGGAUAUACUCCUUAUGAACCAAGAGGUGAUAGAGCUAUGGAAGGUGUACGUGACUACAUUACAAAUGAGAUGGGUAGAGGAGGUCGUUUGCCAUACUAGAAAAUCUUUUGUAAUGCUUUAUUUAAGUUUUAUAUUUACUUUAGACUUUGUCUUUAUGAAACUAUAAUAUUUCAUUUGAGGUUGCAUUUA